AUGCUGGAGAAGCAACAACAUGCGCCGCGGGACGAGGCCAGAGACACCGUACCGAGGCUACCUGUCUCGCUGUCGGGGGAGAUUAAUGCUGCUACACGAUCUCUCCACACAAAUCUCAAUCGCCUCAUAACCUCGCGCCUCCCGCUUGCUCUCCCGCCAUAUACUUCCGACCCCACAUUCUACGCAACUGGCCUGCUACACUUUGCGCACAUCUUCCUGACCUUCGAGUCACUAUGGGCUGAUUUGUUGCGCGACCAUGCUUCAGCCUCGCAUACCGCCUCCCCACCCCCCGCAGUCGAUGCCGAGACCGCGUCGCCACCAUUCUCACCACUACUCUCGUACCUCCUUGUAAACCCAUACGACUCACCUUCACUCUUCACAUCAACACUGGGCGCACCGACACCGUCUUCCCCGCAACUUGCUGCCUUCCUGCAAGCGCUACGACCGAAGGGCUUGGUGCGCUCAUCACGGAUAAAGAGGGACCUGGAGUACCUUCUAGGAGUUCACCCCACAGAUCUCGAGGUUCUACUAGCAAAAUACCCCGGAGACAAGGUUGCCGACUUCUGCACACAUAUUCGCAAGAGCGUAAACGAAAGGCCGUGGACGCUAGUCAGCUAUGCCUGGUGUUUCUACAUGGCCGUCUUCUCCGGAGGUCGCUGGAUACGAAGCGUGCUCUUGAAGGCGCCCCCAGGCUUCUGGCCAGAACAAGACAGCCAAGGGACGACGUUGGAAGAGCGUGGCUUGUCCUUAUGGCAUUUCUUCGGUCCCCACGAUGGGGAGGAUAUCAAGGCGGACUUCAAGACACAAUUGCUCGCUGCGGAGACUCUCUUCACAUCGGAUGAGCGCGUUGAUAUUAUCGAGGAAGCGAAGAAAAUUUUCCGCCUUUGCGCUACGCUGGUUGAUGAGUUGGACGAGUCGAUCGGUACCGAUAUGGCGCAGUUUGAUGCGAAACCCACGAUUCACCCCGAACCAAAGGCUUUGGCCCAGAAAGCGAUCCUCGUCGAAACGAAUGUCACAGGUAUCGCACAUGUGACCAAAGCUGGUGAUCCGUUCAAGACAUUCCUCAGGCGGCCAGAGGUCACGGGUACCCUUGUCGCUAUUGGCUGUCUGGCUGUGGUCACGCUGUUCAGGUUUCAGUGA
Molecule: messenger RNA, 1140 nt
Organism: Alternaria atra
Lineage: Eukaryota; Fungi; Ascomycota; Dothideomycetes; Pleosporales; Pleosporaceae
Exons: 2
Coding region: 1-1140 (379 amino acids)
Biological process (GO): heme oxidation
Molecular function (GO): heme oxygenase (decyclizing) activity
Source: RefSeq, a predicted model, not a curated record